AUGGCUACCGCUGUCUACGUCGUUUCGGGUGCUGGAGGAGUCGGUUCCUGCGUGAAUGGUGUCUACGUAUGCGUCGGUGUUUUGAACGGCAAGCCAAAAUACCAACUGCAGAACGGCCGUGCCAUUCUCUACUUCCAAGAUCUUUGGAAAAUCAACUAUCGUGACGACGAGUCGGGCUGGUACUAUGCCCACCCAGACGACAAGUCCGAGACACCGCCCUCAGGGGAAUGGACCACGGAAGGCUACUUCUUGGGCAACGCCGAGCCCCCGCCCUCCGUGACUGUCGAGCUGUUGACGCAGGAAAUCUGGGUCUCCGGCGCCGGCUGCGUUGGCUGCACCGUCAACGGUCUGUACACCCGGAUCGACUCAUUGAAUGGACGGCCGAAGUACCAGCAGGUGAAUGGCCGCGCCAUUGUGUACUUCAACGAGCACUGGAAGAUCAAUUACCGCGAUGAUGUGUCAGGCUGGUAUUAUCAGCAUCCAGAUACGACGUCCGAGACGCCGCCUAAUGGCUACUGGACGACUGAGGGCUAUUUCUUUGAUGACGCUGACCCCCCACCGGUGGUCGCCAGCAUCACACUUGAGGACGAGAGUCAACAAGACACAGUUCUCAGAUGCGCACGCCUCUCCGUGCGCGUGCGCCGUGGUCCAGACUGGUGCUGGAAUCAGCAAGACGGCGGUGCAGGUCAUUUCGGGCUGACGAUUGAGCGAUUGAGCGCAACACCUGGCUGGGUCGGCGUCUUGUGGGACACAGGUGAUGAAAACAACUACCGAGUUGGCCAUGACGACUCCCACGACUUGGUCUUGGUCACAUCCUUCCGGGUAUCGGGGGCCGGUGGCAUUUGCGACUUCAUGAACGGUGACUACGUGCAGUUUGACACCUUCAAUGACAGACCGCGAUAUCGCCUGCAUGGGGGUGAUGGCAUCCUAUUCUUUGAGGAUAACUGGAAGCUGGGAAAUCGGCGCGAGCCGGGUUGGCAAUACUGGCACCCAAACGUCUCCUCCAAGACACCACCAACCGGUCCUUGGUCGAUGGCCUCCUACCACUCGUCUCCCGAGAACGACUUUAGCCCAGCACCCUCGGUCUCCGAAAUCCACGAAGUGGUCGAGACAGCUGGCAGCGAAGUGCGUUCAGGCAAGCACAGCGACACUGCUGACAACCAGAUUUGCGGCUACGACGAAGACUGGGAGAAUCCGGAGGAGGCGCAGAAGGCCAAGUGUUCCAUUUGCCUAUGUGUCGCGCGAGACGCUCUUAACCAUGAGUGCGGAGAGUUGUUCUGCGAAGCCUGCUGGAUCAAGUGCCAGGCAGAAGACGAGAAGUGCCCAGUGUGUCGGCAAGAUGGCAGCACAAAUGUGGCGCCUGCUUAUGCAAAUCGCAGAGCCAUACUCAACCUCAUGAUGCGUUGCCCCAACAAGUGUGGGCAGUGUUUCAGCUUGCGCGAGAAGGACAGUCACCUCAAUGAGUGUGCACCCCGCACUGCGCGGCAGCUUGCGCCGGUGAGUUGUGAGUUCUGUGGGGACGCAGUGCCAGCUGACGGUUUGGAGCGUCAUAUGGAAGCCAACCCUGUUUGCAAGCACAUGAAGGCACUGUACGAGGAGGUGCGCGAGCUGAGACGCGAAAUCCGCGAGCUCAAAGACAGAGCCGAAUCGCUCUCUUCGCUUGUCGAGUUCUUCUACUUGUUGCCACGAGGAGCCACUGUCGCAGACCGGCUGUGGGUGGUGCUGAACCUCGGUUCCCUGACACUACUGACGCCAGAGGUUUGCUCUAUCGACUUGAGUCAAGGUAUGAUUGUGCUGACGGGGCUUAGUGUGAAGGGCCUACUGCGAAAUUUUGAUCUGGUGGAUUACAUCUUCAGCGACCCUUUGGUUGAGUGCACCAUUCCCGAUGUGGAGACUGAAGAAUCAGACGCGGCCUCGAGUGAGAAGGAUGAGUCGCGGGAAUCUACCGAAGAGACGGCAAGGACAUCAGAGGUUGUGAGCCUUUGGACCCUGGCUACCUGUGGCCUGCCACUCUCGGGAUUUUGUUUAGCUUUCCUGAACGCCACCGUCACAGGCGUUUCCUACGGGUUCUUCCUGGGCUACAUGGGACUGGAUUCGAACAUCAUGAUGUCGGUAACAUCCCUCAUGCAGCUUCCACAAGUGCUGCUUCUUCCUCUUGGGGUGAUGAACGACUGCAUCCCAAUCCUUGGAUACAACAGGAAGCCUUACUUGCUGGCAGCUUGGCUGAUCUGUGCCGGUGCUCUCUUGACCAUGAGUACAAGGAACUGGUAUGUCAUCCCCAUGUUCAUUCUUGUCGCCGGCAUCCAGCUGGGAUGUGUGGCCGGGGAGGGCUUGUUGUUGGAGUACUCCCAGGCAGAGGCGCCGCAGUGCCGUGGCAAGAUGAAGGCCGAAUUCACCAUGGUCACUAUGGCCGGAUCGCUCACGUCCUCUGCAGUCAUCGGGUUGUUCAUGAACCGCAAGGAGUACUUGGGCACCUUCGACUGGGGUCUAUCCUUCAGCGGCUUGAUGAUCUUGUGCUUCGCCAUCGUCCUAUGCAUGUUGCCGAUUUGCGUGAGGUGUGUCUACGAGUCCAAGAAGGUCGAGCGGCCAUCCUUCCGAACCCAUGUGGAGAACUCUUGGAGUCUUAUCCGAAGCAAGUGCCUCGCAAGCGUCUUGCUCUACGCCUUCAUCACGCAGUUCCUGAGCCAGCUUACCACCACCGCAAGGCCCUUGGUCCGGUGUAUCUGGGCUGAGGUCAAGGUCCUGCAGGCACAGCUCUUCCAGAUGGGAGGCAUGGUCAUGAUGAUCGCUGUAGUUUGGAUAUACAAGGUCUACUUCCUCCAGUCAUGUUGGAGGCGUUCGAUCUUCGUUGCCAUCUUGACAGUGACACUGAUGGACUCCAUCCCAUCUUUCUUUGCAGUCUUCAACGUGAUUCGGAACCAGUACUUCUUCCUUGGUGAUGAAAUGGCCAGCGCGGUGCCCACUGCAGCUCUAGGCUUGAUUUUGAACCUAAUUGUCAUCGAACUCUCCGAGCCCGGACAGGAAGGCUUGUGUUAUGGCUUGGUUGGAACCAUCAUGCACUCCAGCCAGCCGGUUUCCACGGCAGUAAGCAAUCAAGUCUCUAGCCUCUUCACUCCCUCCUUGUCCAAACCACAGAACUACGCCAUGGACACGCCAAGUUUUCGAACGACUGUAGCUUGGUCGUACGUGUUUACUUAUGGCGCCUCCUUGCUUGGUGCCUGCGCGCUUCCCUUGAUCCCGCGGCAGAAGGCAGAUGCCCAGCGGAGGAAGUUGGAGUGGAGCUCCAGUCCGCUGAUGACUGCUUUGGUCUUAGGCGUCCCAGCUCUGUGUCUCCCUUACGGCAUCACCGUUUUGGUCCUCACUAGCCAACCAGACACGGCAUGUUUGCGUUGGAUUGGCGGCCAGGGUUGCGAAAACCUUCCCUGA
Symbiodinium necroappetens is the source of this 3426-nucleotide messenger RNA. The record is from the annotation of a GenBank genome assembly. Lineage: Eukaryota; Dinophyceae; Suessiales; Symbiodiniaceae.